Molecule: messenger RNA, 11976 nt
Organism: Neospora caninum
Lineage: Eukaryota; Apicomplexa; Conoidasida; Eucoccidiorida; Sarcocystidae
Exons: 2
Coding region: 1-11976 (3991 amino acids)
Biological process (GO): regulation of DNA-templated transcription
Molecular function (GO): DNA-binding transcription factor activity
Source: RefSeq, a predicted model, not a curated record
AUGGCCUUUGUUCCGCGAACCUCACCGCGGCUGUCGGCUGCCGCCAACGGCCCGCCGCCGCCCUCGCCGGAGACUUCGAGGGCAGGUUCAAGCGGUGUCGCCGCACCCCCGAACGCCCCUCUCAGUCCAGAACAGGCGCCUUCUGGGCGAGAACCUGGUUUGUUCCCUCUUUCGAACAAGUCCGUCCUCGGCGUUCGCCGGACGGCUCGGCGCACAGGCUCGCUCGCCUCGUCUCCGGAUGUCUCCCGCUCUACGUCGCCGCUGCGUCUGUCAGCCGCUUCUGCCUCGGAUGCAGGCGCGACCCUCGGCGUUCGGCGCAGCUUGCGAACGCGGCCUCCAGUUUCUGCUUCCAAACUCGCAAGCACUUCUGUAAAACCUGAAAGCGCCCCCGACCUUGGGGACCAUGGGGAGUCUGCCGCUCCCGGGCCGCCUGCGGGGUGCCGUAAUUUUUCGUUUUCCAACCAAAAUGUCUCUCUCCCUCGCACCCGAGCCGGCGCGGGAGUCGCUGCGCCACUCCCCGCCGACUCUCAGCACUCGUCGCCUCGGCUGGCUCCAGGCGCCUCGCCGGCCUCUUCCUUGUCGGCCUCUGUGGCGUCGCUCCCUUCUGGAGCACCACGGUCUGCGUCGGCUGUCUCUCUGGCGCCUCAGCAGGGGACGGAAGCGUCGCCCAAGGCGUCGCUGCUGGGAGGGCUGGGAAACCAGGACAAAGGUUCGAACCCGCCGCAGACGUCAGCAGAUGCAGCAGGAGCGAAGGCGGCAGCGCGGCGUACCCCGGAGGAGGAGAGAGGCCGAACGUUGAGUGCGGCCGGUCCUCAGGGGGAGAGCGACGUGGAUGCAAAGAGCGAGAGCUUUUGCUCAGGUGUCUUUUCGUCAAAUGCAGCCCAGCCACGGAAUUCAGGGAACGCUUCUGCACCCGCCACUGGAGAGGCGCGCUCUCAACCCACAACGUUGGCCUCACCUUUCUUGUCGUCGGCCGCUCCGUCCGGUUCACUGCCUGAAUGUUUCCUUUCGGCCCAAUUCGGGACAGUCCCGAAUAGGGAUGCGUCGACUCUGUCCACUGACACUCUCCACUGUUCCUCGUCUUCGGCGUCUUCCUCUGCGUCUUCUCCCUCUGCGUCUUCUUCCUCUGCGUCUUCUUUCUCUGCGUCUUCUUCCUCUUCGUACUCUUCCUCUUCGUAUUCUUCCUCUUCGUCUUCUUCUUCGUCUUCUUCUUCGUCUUCUUCUUCGUCUUCUUCCUCUGCGUCUUCUUCGUCUUCUUCUUCCUCCUCUUCGUCUUCUUCCUCUCCGUCUUCUUCUUCUCCGUCUUCUUCCUCUUCGUCUUCUUCCGCUUUGUCCGUUUCUUCGUCUGCUGUGUCCGCUGGCGUAGGGACGGGUCGCGUUCCGGCGCGGUCCGUUCGAGCUGUCGGCCGUCCGUCCUCGGCGUCCCCGCGGCGACUGUGUGUGCCGUACCAGUGUCAGUUCAACGCUGAGAAGCGGGAGUGGCGAGCGCGGUAUCUGUUCCGGGGUCAGAAGAAGAUGACCGUGUUCUCCUUGGCGCACUAUGCGCCGGAGGUGGCUGUCGCGCUCGCCGAACUCUUCUUGACUUACUUGGCGGACAACGACAGCCUUCCGAGAGGUGAGGUGAUCGCGCAGUGGGCGGAGGCGCUGGCGCAUGCGGGCAAUACCGCCCUGUGCGGCUCAGACCCAGGACCCGUGGAGCAGAAAGCAGAGCGACGCGCCGGAGACGCGGCGGAGUCAGCCGACCCAGAGGAAACGGAGGCUCGGGCGGGACGAAGCGCCUCGGAAGGCCCCGCCGCUCGCACCGACUCAUGUAAACACGACGAGGAGGGAGGCGAUAUGAGCGACGUGAGCUCCAAGCGCGUUGCGGACGGCCCAUGCGCGACCCAUCCGGAAGACAGCGCAGGAGCAGGCAGUGCGCCGGCGACGAGGCCUAGGGACGCCGUGGUGUCUCGAGCGGAGCUCGACGCGGGGCCCUCAGCUGGGGCAGAGCCGCCCCUGAGCGUUGCCGGGGUUCAGGCUGGCGUUGCGCGUGAGAACGGCGUUGAUCGGAGAGGAACUGAAGGCGCUGCCGCGGCUUCUGCGUCUUCACCUUCGAGUUCCGCGAGUUUCCUGGGUCUCCUGCAAGCGGCGAAGGCUCGCCAGUGGGUGACAGACUCGUCUCGACUUCAAGCUACGGCUACUCCGCCGGUUCGAGUUCGGGUCGCGCGUCCUGCUCGACCUCCGAUUUUGCCAACCCUCGCCUCGUCUCGCACGAGGCGUUCGACGUCUCGCUCGCUGAUUCCCGGCGCCUCGCCUGCGAAGGACGGUGAGGCAGGCGCCUCUCUGCCUUCGGGGCCCGCCGGUGGACACGCGCCGGGUGAAAAGGAGGUUGACGCGAUCGCGGUGGAGGGCGAGAGCUGCGACGUCUCCCUGUCUGAGCAGGCGGGCAGAGGCCGGCAUACGGGGCGGAGACAAACCGCCGGCGACGUGCGAGAGGACAAGCGCGGGCGGCUGCCGAAUCCGAGAGAGUCCGAGAGCGGGCGCCCGUGUCGAAAGAGGGAGGAUGUAAAAGGCGAGGAGGGGAAGCGAGAAGGGAAAGGCCGCGAGGCCGACGAGCCGGCGUCGUGGAAUGCGGUGGGGCACAGGGACGAGACGCACGUGCCCCAAGACAGGACGCAAAUGAAAGAAGAGAAACACGGGACGGACGCAGGCCAUGCCGACGGCGCAAGAGCUGCAUCCGACCCCACCAAGAUGGUGUCCCCUUCCGGGGUCUCUGCGAAUCUGUCGCCGUCGCCCGUGUCUGGGCCUCACCCGGAAGGCCGCAAGACACACGCAGUCUCUUCACUUCGCCUGAAACUCGCCGAAGGCCCAAGCAACGGCCUCUGUUCUGCGCUCGCAGGGUCGCCUGGUGGCGCGUCUGCACUCGCGGCGUCUUCAGCUAGCUGGCACGCGCCGCGCGCAGCCGAGCUGACAGGUCUCCCGCCGGGGGCGACUGGCGACUCCGGCAGUUUCUUAGGUUCGCCGUGCUCUGCACAGGGUCGUGAGGCUCCGCGAGUGGGCGGCGCCGUCCAAGUGAGCCCGAAGAAAGGGUGGAAGGAUCGCAGGCGCAGUCGGAAGAAGCACACAAAAAGUCGCUUGCACCGCGCGCGUGCGCUCGCGUCGUUGGCCAUCCAUGCACAUCCACAGACCGCGUUCUUCGCGGACGCCGGAUCGGAAUUUGGCCUCGUCGCGCAUAUCCCGGAGCUUCCAAACCAGCAAGGGUUUUGCCCCGCUCUCGGGUCGAGAGGGUCGCCGAACUCGGCGGCUUCGCCGACUUCUCCGGCUUCGCUUCUCUCUUCCUUCCGGGCUGCUGCGUUCUCUCCGAAGCACGAGGCAGACGGCGCGAACCCCGCGGUGUUCGCGCAGCCGCCGCUCCCGGGCGGGCGCCAGGAACCCCCGGGAGCGGCGGCGCCGUCUCCGCCUGGCGCGUGUCAGACCGCGUCACCCGCGGCCUGCUCGCCUCAGGCCUCUGCUCUGGCGGGUUCUCCGAGCGCACGCUGGCGAGGGGCGGGUACCCCGAGCCAGGAGAGAUCGGGCGGGGCUUCGCCGCGAGGCCCGAGCAGUUCUGGGGUCGGCGAGGCGAAGGCCUUUCCGGCGGCGUCUCAGUAUCGCUGGUACGCCCAUCCGGACGGCGGCUCGACAGGCCAGACGUGUUGUCGGCAGCACGUGGGCGGCGCGGGCGGCGGGGGCUGGCCGUUGGUCUGGCUGAAGCAGCUCGAGAUGGCCGUGAACGGCACUUCCGUGCUUCCUUCGUGCGUCGCGGAAGUCGACAAGCAGCUGCGUCUCGGCGGCGUGCGGAAGGCCGGAGCCUUGCCUCUCGCUGGCGCCCGCGUGGUGUCCCCCUCGGCCGCCGGAGGCGCAGCCAGUUCGCGGCAGGGAGAGGCGCCAAGCGAGAAGACCCGAGACGGGGACGAUCCACAGGGACGGAACGAAGAAAAAGGAGAGGGCGUAGGAGACCCGCGGACGCCUGCGCAGGCGACGCAUGACGGGCGCGCGGGUGUCGCGACGCCCGACCAGGGCGAGCAGCCUCAGGAGGCUUCUCGCGCUGCAACUGGAUGCCGGAAGAAGGAAGACCACAACGAAGGGGAUGGGAAUGUUUCGACGCCUUCCAGGAGGGACGUCUCCCCGGCGGGGUCAGAUGACGCGAUGUCGCCGAUGAAGACCAGUCUACCACCUGCAGCGGCGAGCGGCUUCUCGCCGGCGUGGGCAGAUUCCCUUCUUCCAUCUGAGAAACUGGAGGGGAAGAAAGAGUCCGGAGAAAGUCCGUGGACAGAGCAAACGGCGGAGGGAGACCGCGGAGAGCGGCGGGGCAGCUCUCAGGGCAGUGUCCAUCCGGACGGCCCGCGCGUUUCGCAGGACGAAGAGAAUUCGAUUUCGACUCCAGCCUUUGGCGAGAGAGACGCGACCGAGGAGAAAGGUGCGCCGCUGUCGGCGUCGCCUCCUUCCUCCCGCCCUCUCUCGGCCGGCGUGAAGCACGAAGCGCGAGAGGUCGAGACGGGAGACCAGAACGGCGAGAAAGAGAAUGGGUGGUGCGUGGUGGCGGAAGGAAAAGAUACGACAGCUCCCACGCUCAUGAAGGACGUAUUCCCUCUGCUGCGCGCGCCCGACACGCCGGUCACUGUCACUGCCCUGGACCUCCUCAGCCCAACUGUGUAUACACCCCGAUGGCAGGCGACCGUCGAAAAGCCGGUCGAUCUGGGCGGUGUGGGGGUUGCAAGCGGCGCGUUUGGCCACUUGAACGGCGAGCUCUGCCAGGUUGAGCACUGGAGUGGAGAUGUCGCCGGGGCUUGCCGCGUGGCGGAGACGAAAGACCUGCGAUCGGAAGCAGCCGACAGGGCCAGCGACGAGCUGAAGAAGGAAAAAGAAAAGACGGCACGCGCGAUGGGAGCCGAGAACGACGGCGAGCGGACAGAAGAAGAAGAAAAGGGGAGCACAGAGGCGUUCUCUCAAGAUGAGCGAGAGAAGGACGAGAAGAAGGACGCAGCAACAAAGUUUCCGAGGAAGACAGAUCAAGGGCCGACCGGAGCAACAGAUGGCAUGGAUGUUUUCGGUAAAACGCCGUCUGAGCAGGAGGCGCCGAGUGCGCGAGCGGGGCGUGGGCCAGUCUCAUUGGGGCAAAGCAGGAUCGCAGCGAGCGCGAAGUCGGACGUGCAGGCGAGCGACGCGCCGAAACAGAGCGACGAGGGACACAAGGAGACGAGGGAAGAGGAGACAGAGAGCCAUGAAGCGAAGGACACCGCUCGGGACGAGGGCUCAUCCGCCACGUCCUGUCUUCAGACAUCGAGCCUUUCUGUAGCAAAAUCGAAAAUAGACGCGUCUUCUGCCGACGGUGUCGCCCACCGCCCCUCGCCGGCGGCGGCGUCCACAGCCCCUAAAGACACAACUUCGUCGAUUCGUCCUAGUUUGUCGCUCUCCCUGCGAUCUUCGUUGCCCCACUACCAGCCUGUUACCACGCCUGCGUCCUGUAAACCCGCACUGGCUUCUCUCUGUUUUUCUUCUGUGGCGAGCGGAACAACUGCUUUCGCGGGGAUGCCGUCGUCUGCUCCUCUGUCUCCUGCAUCGCCUCACAAACGUGUCUCCUUUUGUCUGCCGACCAAUGGGGCAGCGACGGCCCGGAAACGGCCACUCUGCGACGCAGCCCCGUACCCUCUCAACGCGCCCCUCGCCGGGCUCGUCGACCUCUUCCGAUCCCUUCAGGGUGUCUCCGCCGCACACGUGAGCAGGCCGGCAGCGCUCGGAGCACCCGGAGCCGGGAAGACCGACACUGCCUCGGCACUGCAGGGUGCGCCUCGGCCUUCCCAGGACGAGGAGAGUGCAGCGAAGGAGACCGGAAAAGAGACGCCGGCAUCGGGGGACUGCGUCUCGACAGCUGGGCACGUGGAGGGAGACCAACUUGUGACGGGGUCAGGCGCAAUAUCCGCGACGGGGCAAGAAGCGGCCAAGAUCUGCGACAAAGAGGCAGCGCAGACUGGAGCGAGCCGCGCACCAGGAGGCCUCGAAUUGCAAGAUGGAAGGGACGCGCCGGCGCCCUCCGAGGCUGGCUCUUCGCACUCGAGUGGGGAUGUCUCUGCCUCGGGUCCGUCCGCGACCGUUGGCGCCUCACCCGCUGCUGCCUCCCUCGCUUCAUGUUCUGCCUCGUGCCCCGGCGAAACUGUCUCCGCAGACCCCAGUCGCCCUCGGCCCGUUGUCUCCGUCCGGGACAUGGCAGUGCGGCUGUAUCGCCGGCUUGAGCAAGGCGAGGCCGUUCCGGCGCGGGCGCCGCGCGAGGCUGGAGCCCGAGGCGACGUACAGGCCGGCUGUGGGGCAGCAGGGAGCAGUGCCGAGGCCCCCACGACCUCGCUUCGCAUCGACACUGUCCCCUUCAUCAAUCGAUGGAGACAGAUGCUGGAGAGGGCGCUGUCGACCGCGAGUCAUCUGCGGAAACUGGAUCUGCAGGUCGUCCAGCUCGCCGAGCUCACAGAGGCUCUCCAUGUCGCCGUCUACAUCUGCGGCGAACUCAGAAGGAAACUUGAGAGGGAAGGCGACGGUCCAGACGACACAGGAGCUGCAGAAACCCCGACCGAGGCGAGGGAACACCCUGUCCCUUCGACCCCCAGGGGCCCAAACGGAGACAGCAGUGCGGCUCGGUCUUUCCUGCCGGCUAGUGUGGACGGAGCUGAGGCAGCAGGCACAACGGGACAGGCCCCAGCCACGGGAGGGUCGGAAGGGGAGACGAAGCGCGAGGGAGAAACAGGCGGCAGCGGAGACAGUCGUUCCGAGGACAGAAUGCCAGCAGGUGGAGGCACGAAGACCGUGGGCAACACAGAGGAGGCGACGCGUCAGGUGAACAAGCUUGUCGGCGGGGAGACGUCGGUGGGAAACGGGGAUGCCUCGCAUGAGAAUGCAUCGCAAGCGGCUGAGGGAGAGAUGCGAAGUGGCGAGAGGAGUGCGGAGAGGAUGAACACUGAAGAGACACCUGGAGACAGAGUGUCUCUUAGUCCUUUGUCUCCGGCGGCUUGCCAGCCGGUCUCUUUGGUCCAGUCGUCUUCCGCAUCUUUGCUUCGGCCGUCGCCUCCUUCUCUUCCACAUCUCGCAAACGCAUCCGGAAGAGGUCUACUCGCGUCUUCCUUCCCUCAUGCAAUCUCUCCGUCUUCUUCCACGUCGUUCUCUGCCCAUCCGUCUUCGCCUGCUUCACGCCCGCCGCUGUCCCUCUCUCUUCGCUUCUCGAGCCCCGCUUCGCUGUCGUCGCGGUCGUCGACGCACCCACUCUCCCCACAACUCGUGCAGCCUCCCGAGGCGUCACCUUCCUCCCUCGCGUCUUCGUCUUCUUCCGCUUCGUCUUCUUCUUCCUCUUCGUCGGCUUCUUCUUCCUCUCCUUCUGUGCCUGUUGCACAGCCUCCACAGGCGCUGGACGUUGUUCGAGCGGCGGCGCGGUCUGCGCUGGAGCAGUCUCAGGUUUUCGGCGUCGGCGGAAAGUUGUUCGAUGCGAACCAGAAGCUGGCUGCGCGCGUAUCAGUCGCCGUGAGGGCCGCGAUGCUGGCCAAGGGCGAGCCGCUGGCGACGCGGGACAUUGCCGUCUUGCUGGAGGAGACUGAACGGUUCGUUCGCGAGGCGCGGGAGCGGCAGGGGACAGGCGCGGAAACGGAGACGGAGGGGAACCAUGCAGACCCGGAGGUGUCCCCGGCAGCCCGCCUGCGUCAAAAUGCGCGCGCCGCGUCUCCGCCGGCUCCUGGCGCACUUGACAAGCUGGCGGACGUAGGACGACGGGCAGAGCCUGAUGACCAUCAACGCCAGGAUGGUGAAGAGGAGGUAGCGGAUUCGGGCUCCGCUGUGCCUCCGUCGCGGGGCGCUGGCGGCGAGUCUGCCGCGACAGGAGAGGAACAGCUGGUGGAAGUCUUGAACGCGUUUCACCGCCACACAGAAAGCCUGAUGGACGAACGAGAUCGGCUUAUACAGGCGACCAACGAAGAUCUCACCUUCCUUCUUCAGGCCAUGGAGCUGGCUCUUCCGUCCAGUCUGGACACACCCUUGCUGUCCAUUCUCGAAGGCGACGUUGAUGUCCUCCCGCCUCAGCCUCCGCCGAAUGUUGAGGCGCUGAUGUACUUGCAUGCGGCGUCCUUUGCGCAGGCAGAGUGGACCUUCUCUUCGCCCUCCUCGCCUUCGUCGCUCGCCCCGCCCUGUCUCUUGUCGCCGUCGGCCAGGCUCUUCUUCGCGAACUUUGCCGGAGCGUCCCCGACCGCUGCGGGCCUCUCGGGCGAGCUGAAGGUCCGAACGCCGUCGCCGUUUCUCGGCAGGACCGGAGACGAGAGACGCCGCGUUGACGAGAGGAAGGGCAGUGUGCUGCCCGUGCGUCGGGGUCGGCCUCCGUCGGCGGCGCGUCUGCAUGCGUUGCGGAGGCUUCAAGCCGCAGGCGAGGCGGCUGUCGACUUCGGUGGCUUGGACUCGACAGGCGGCAGACUCAAGUCGAAGCGCCUGCGAGCCCUGUCUCAAGAGGGAGAAGCACGACGCGACGGCCUCCACGCGGCGCCUACGAUUCCCUUCCCGCUGAGCCGCUACCUCCACAGGCCGCCGCGUUUGGUGUCUCCCGGCGACGAAGGGCCAUGUUCCAGUGCGUUUUCUUCUCCGCUCUCGCAUCCGCUCUCGAAGGGAUCGUCGCUCGCGUCGCCGAAACGCAUGCGGCGCAGCGCCUCAUCGGAGGUGCACGAGCCCGAACGGAAGAGCCUCCGAAGUCUGUUCAAGUCGCCCUCUGCGCUGCGAGACGAAGGCGACCGCGGGGGUAGCGGGACGCUGAAGGGCGAGGCGGCCUCGCCCUCUUUCUUGGGCCCGUACGGGCGGAGACAGAGCGAGAGCCUUCGCGGGCGAAGAGACGUCCUGGUCGCGUUCCCACCCGCAGGGCUGCCCUACUCGGGGUCGCCGCGACCGCGCCUCGGAAGGCCCCGAGUCGACGGCGCGGGCUUUGAGGGCCUGGUGCGGCUGACGGAGGCAGGCGAGCGCGAGACACGACGCCGCGGCCGGCGACCGGGGGACCGAUUCGAGGAGCGAGGAAGAAGAGCCCUCGGCCCGGUGUACAUCCCGACCAAGAUCCGUGACCCGUGCACGGGUCGUGUGGCAGUGUGCGCGUAUGACACAGAGCGUGGCGAGCGCGUGCGGAAGGUCCAACUCUUUGAGAAGGCAGACGUCGGGGCGCUCUGGUGCUCACGGUACGGCCCCAACGAUGAGUUCGUGCGAUGCUUCUCGAUCGAGAAAGUCGGCAGCCUCAAGGCGCUUGUGUCGGCUGUACGCUUCAGACAGUACGUGACGGGCCAUCCUCUCGGGUACGGCAUCGGCAACUGCGUCCCCGUGGAGACCAUUCGUUCUGCGCUUUCACGGCGCACAGAAAAGUCUGCGGAGUCUUCUCGCGACCGCCGCCCGCAUGUGGCCAACGGCGCGGAGAUGCCUGCUCCGGCGGCCACGACGGGGGCUCCUGGUCCCGCUGGGGACACUCCAGACGGAGCCGGCGACGCCCAGGCGUGCCGAGAGAGAGGCGAUAUCAGGGGAGCGGCAGAAGACGCGAGAGAGCAGGACAUCCAGGUGGCGCGGCAAGGAGAGGUCGCGAGGGUGGACACGCGCGAUGGAGGCGAAGUAGGCGGCAGCGGAGACGGGACGAAGGAAGGACUGUGCAGAACAGGAGUGGGGGCCGAAGCUGCUGAGAACAGGGCGCGAACAGACGACGGGGCAGGGGCGAUGGCGGGAGACGCGGCCUCUGUGCUUCCCCCGAGCCGAGACUCGGCGCCGUCGGCGCGCGGGACCUCGGAGCCUGCACGCCCCCACGGACGUGUGGACGAUGAAUUUGAGCGGGAAGAAGGCAAAGAGAGAGACGCUCAGGCAACCGCUCCGCAAAGCGAGAAGGAGUCUGCUCGAGGAGCUGCGUCGACUCGCGCACCAUCACUGUCGGCGCCGGCCAGCUCUGGGCCUCUGUCGACCCAGGCAGACAAGGGCGAGGAAGGUCAAGAGGGGGAUCGACCGCGUCCGGCCUGUUCGGCUUCUGAGGGCGAGAGACCGGACUCAGCUCGAGGGCAAACGCCCGCGCCGACCUCCCCCACAAGUGGUUCGCUGCCUGCGUCUCCAGCCUCGAUUUUGCGUUCGCCGCUCGCCGCACCCGGCUCUUCUGCGGGCGCCGCGCCGCCUCAAAGCUCGCGCCGACAGUCUGUGAGUUCGCUCGACGAGGCCUCGGACGAGCACUGGGACUUGGGCGAGGACUUUGGGUUCGUGGGGGACGAGGCGUUUCCCUUCCUGGACUCGGGAGCCGGCGCGGCGCUGCUAGUGUCGCCGAGACACUUCAUGUCGCCGGGGAGCGCGUCGCCCACGGGCGGGGGUCUGGGCAUCCACUACGACAAAACGAAGCACCGGUGGAAGGCGACUUGGACGACUCUCGAUGGCCAGCGAGCGUCGACAUCGUUCUCAGUGAAGGUGCUCGGAAUGGAGCGAGCGCGAGAACUCGCGCUGGAGGCGCGCCAGCGCGCACUCGCGGGCUUGGACCCGCGAGAAGUCCGCGAGGAGAUGGUGGCAGGCGGAGCAGCGGGACGCGAGAGAGACAGAGAGAGGUCGGACCUGGGGCGCGAGGGCGACCGCCGGGGGGUCGAGGGUCGGACCCCAGUCGGCGUUUUGGACGGCACCGGCGAGGAGGCCCGCGAACGCCUGCGGAAGCGUGCAGACCGAGGCGACGGCGAGACGGCGACCGGGGAGGACGAUCGCGAGGAGGAGCGGCGCAGGAAGAAGUGCCGCGGGGACGAAGGCGGCCGAGGACCGGACCUAGACAGAGAGGAGCGGCGGGAGUUGCGGAGGCGGAAGGGAAAGGGCGAGGUCGGGACCCUGCGGGACGGAGCGAAGUUUCCGGCGGGCCUCAAGUGCAGUCAGGAACUGAAACUGGCGGGCACCGGCCCCGAGGCGAGGAAGGGAGACGAGCGCCGCCGGGAGCUCCGCGUCGGCCGUCGCGACCUCGAAGGGAAGGACUUUGAGCGGGAGCGACAAGGGAGAGGAGACGGAGUCGACAGGAGCGCCGAGGAAAGCAAGCUGGAAGACGAGCGCGGGAGACGAAGGGAGCGAAGGCGGCACGAGGCAGCCGAACGAGAGAGAGAGAGUCCGCGCGGUGCAGGCCAGACAGCGAGUCGGACUAACGCCGAGCGUUCGGCGGACGCGCGAGACGACCAGAGAGUCGGGAGGAAACCCAGUUUGCUCGGUGCGCGCGAGGGCGAGACAAGAGACGGGAAAGCGUUUUCCAGUCGGCAGGUCCAGGAGCCGUCAGACCUGUCGCAUCCGCAGCUGGUCGCGUCUGUCGAUGUGUCGCAGCUCGGCCGAGGCGGAGACGCAUCUUUCGCGUCUCGUUCCGCGCUCGCCUCGGUCUCACUCGCAUCUGCAACCCUGGACCUCCACACGGCGAGAACGAAAGACGAGGACGAGGAGAGCGUUGCGGUGUUUCUCACCCCGGAAGGAAGCGGGUCGGAGAGAGACAAAGAGCCGGCGGCGGGUCUCCAGCGAAGAGCCUCUUCCUUGUCGCUCUCGUCUGCGGCCGGUGGCUGCCGAGACUCCCCGCAGACUUCGCCUCUGCCGUCGCGACCCACGCGGCUGCGGGAGUCGGCGCGGCUGAAGCGCGGCGAAGAGGACGCGCGCGACCGCGGCGAGCCUCAGAAACUGAAACGCCAUCUGUACGAGGAGUCUGGAGCUGCGCGGGCGUCUCCCGCGUCGGUGGCCUCUCCGGGAGAUGGCAGCGGGCCGAGCUUGAGGGCGUUCGAAAGAGAGAAGGAAGAGCGAGGCGCCGGAUACACCGUGAAGAAGCCGCUGCGACCGCACAGCAAACACGACUUCACAGCCGAAGGCCUCAGCAAGUUUCAAGAGCUGCUCAGCUGGGACUGUGAGAUAGAAGUGGCUGGAACGGACGAGCACAUCUGGCGGGCCGUCGCCGCACUCCCUGGACCCCGACCGCGCCCGAGAUACGUGUGA